This is a messenger RNA of Dendrobium catenatum, 587 nucleotides long. RefSeq names its product SH3 domain-containing protein 2-like. The transcript is spliced from 4 exons. Bases 189 to 587 code for a protein of 132 amino acids. NCBI's taxonomy places the organism in Eukaryota, Viridiplantae, Streptophyta, Magnoliopsida, Asparagales, Orchidaceae. The record is from RefSeq and is a predicted model, not a curated record.
UCGGCGUAGAAACAUUUGAAAUCAGCUUGUCUGUACGCCCCCAAAAUAUUCCGCUGCAGAUUUUUUCCAGAUCUCGCCUGGAGCAGGCAAAGCUCUCCUUCAUCAUCCGUCCGCCGUUUCCCUUCUCUCUUCCACCGCGACCUCCGCCGCCAUUUCUGCUGCCGUCGUUGUUGGCCGGGUUCUUGUGAAUGGAUGCAAUCAGGAAGCAAGCGACGAGACUCAGGGAGCAGGUCGCCAAACAGCAGCAGGCUGUCCUAAAACAAUUUUAUGGAAGCUCUGACAACAUUGUUACGGAUGACUUUGAACUCCAGCAACACCAGAAACUUGAAAAGCUAUUUACCUCAACACGCACAGCAAAGCAUUUCCAAAGGGAUUUAGUGCGUGGUGUGGAAGGUUAUAUUGUUACUGGAUCCAAGCAAGUUGAAAUAGGUACCAAAUUAUCUGAAGAUAGCAGGAAAUAUGGUGUUGAUAAUACUUGCACAAGUGGCAACACUCUUUCAAAAGCUGCAUUAGAUUAUGCUAGGGCCCGUUCUCAGAUUGAAAAGGAACGUGGAAACUUAUUGAAGGCAUUUGGUGCACAGGUUUGA